This is a messenger RNA of Manis pentadactyla (Chinese pangolin), 2117 nucleotides long. It is a transcript of the gene PI4K2B, whose product is annotated as phosphatidylinositol 4-kinase type 2 beta. The coding region runs from base 179 to 1648 and encodes 489 amino acids. Lineage: Eukaryota; Metazoa; Chordata; Mammalia; Pholidota; Manidae. Gene Ontology annotation, biological process: Golgi organization; endosome organization; phosphatidylinositol phosphate biosynthetic process. Gene Ontology annotation, molecular function: 1-phosphatidylinositol 4-kinase activity. The record is from RefSeq and is a predicted model, not a curated record. Gene Ontology annotation, cellular component: trans-Golgi network; endosome; lysosomal membrane. The transcript is spliced from 10 exons.
UGGAGGGCGGCCGGCGGAGGGGGCGGGACAACCGUCUGGCAGCCACCAAGUGGGUCCGCGGGCUUGUGAGGUGGCCUCGGUCAGGCCCAGUGGCUGAGGUCACCCGCGAUGCCGAGGCCAGAGCCGGCAGCCUCGCCCCUCUGAGCAGCUCUCGGCGCGGAAGGCUCAGAGAACGGCUAUGGCGGAGUCCUCCGCGCCCGGGCGCAGCGAGUCCCCAGGCAGCGGGAGCCUGGAGGACGAGACGGGGGAGGAGGAGGAAGAGCGGGAGCCGCUGCUGCCGCGGAUCGCCUGGGCCCCGCCGCGGAGGGGCGCGCCGGGGGUCGCCGUGAGGCUGGUGGAGGCUGGAGGCGAGGAGGGCGCGGCCUUCCCUCUCGAGGCUGGCGAUGAGGAACCGCUGCUCCCGCACAGGGACGCGCCGCGCUGCCCCUCCCGGGGCCCAAGAGGCCUCCGGAACUCGCCAACCGACCCGGACCGGAUCCGCCCCGUGGGUUCAGAGUUGAACACAUUCUUGGAUGAUCCUGAAUUUGCUGAUACUAUAUUGAAAGCAGAGCAAGCAAUAGAAUAUGGAGUUUUUCCAGAAAGAAUCUCUCAAGGUUCAAGUGGAAGUUACUUUGUGAAGGAUCCUAAGAGGAAAAUUAUUGGUGUGUUUAAACCAAAGUCAGAAGAGCCUUAUGGUCAACUGAAUCCAAAGUGGUCCAAAUAUGUUCAUAAGGUCUGCUGUCCUUGCUGCUUUGGUAGAGGCUGCCUGCUUCCAAAUCAGGGAUACCUUUCCGAAGCUGGUGCCUCCCUUGUGGAUGGAAAGCUUCAUCUGGGCAUUGUACCUAAAACAAGGGUGGUUUGGCUUGUCAGUGAGACAUUUAACUACAGUACAAUUGACCGUGCAAAAUCUAGAGGCAAAAAGUAUGCUUUAGAGAAAGUGCCAAAAGUAGGUAGAAAAUUCCAUCGGAUAGGACUCCCUCCUAAGAUUGGUUCCUUUCAGCUGUUUGUUGAAGGUUACAAGGAGGCUGAAUAUUGGCUUAGGAAAUUUGAAUCUGACCCUUUGCCUGAGAAUAUUAGAAAACAAUUUCAGUCACAGUUUGAAAGAUUGGUUAUUUUGGAUUACAUCAUCAGAAAUACAGACAGAGGAAAUGAUAAUUGGUUAAUCAGAUAUGAAAAGGAGAAACAUGGAAAGGAAAUUAAGGAAGCAACAUGGAUUGAUGACAAAGAAUUGCUUAUUAAAAUAGCUGCAAUUGAUAAUGGUCUAGCAUUUCCUUUUAAACAUCCUGAUGAGUGGAGAGCAUAUCCAUUUCACUGGGCUUGGCUUCCUCAAGCAAAAGUUCCUUUUUCUGAAGAAACGAGAAAUUUGAUUCUACCAAAUAUUUCUGACAUGAACUUUGUGCAAGAUUUAUGUGAAGAUCUUUAUGAACUUUUUAAGACUGACAAAAGAUUUGACAAAGCCACUUUUGAAAGUCAGAUGUCUGUGAUGAGGGGUCAGAUCUUAAAUCUCACUCAGGCCUUGAGAGAUGAAAAGAGUCCUGUCCAGCUGGUGCAGAUGCCUUGUGUGAUUGUGGAGCGCAGUAAAGGUGGCAGUCAGGGCCGGAUUGUCCACCUCAGCAAUUCCUUCACCCAGACUGUCCAUUGCAGGAAGCCAUUUUUUUCCUCCUGGUAGCAGAUGUAAGAGUAAGAGAAACAAACUGUUUGGUGUUAUUGCAUUACUAAAACAUUCCAGUAGUAUAAAUCUGUUAAGAGCUCCAUCUGCCAAAACCUUGAAUAAUGUCAGUCUUUAAAAGGUUAUCUUUGAAUGUAAUCAAAAGUUUACAGUUUUUUUUCCAAAUAUUAAAUUUCUAUUUCAGGGAAGAAGUGAUAUAUCUCCUAUAUUGUAUUUUUGUAGAAAAUUUUUAUUUUAUGUCGAUGUUAGUCUAAAAGGUAAUUUCAUGGUUUACACUUUCUGAAAUGAUAGUAAUUACUUUAGAAUUCCAGGUAGAUAGGUAUUUGUUGACUUUGAAUACAGUAAUUUUCUAUAUACUUUUUAAAUAUUGAGAAGAGUUUUCAUGCUAACUCUUCUUACAUUAUAAAAGGCCUUUGAGGGGGAAACUGCUCUUAUGAACUUUAACAGAGUAGCUGAUAGAAAAACAUGU